ACUUGUCAGAAAACUUGAAAAAUCAGUUGGAUUCGCUGGAACAGUCUACAAAGCAACGCUUAGAUGCAUUGGAAUUGUUUGUACAAGAGUAUAUUGUUGACACAACUUAUUUGGAUGGAUUGCAUGAGAACAAUUAUCCGAAUAAAUUGAGUACUAUAUUCGGAUAUUAUUUUGAAUAG
Messenger RNA from Paraglomus occultum, 179 nucleotides. NCBI's taxonomy places the organism in Eukaryota, Fungi, Glomeromycota, Glomeromycetes, Paraglomerales, Paraglomeraceae. The record is from the annotation of a GenBank genome assembly.